AUGGGGGUUCCCAAUAUGAAGUUGUUGGCGCAUAUGGUGAGCAAUAUAAGGUUGAAAGAAUGGACUUGUGGAUGUAGGAAAUGGGAUCUGUCAAGCCUUCUUUGUGUCCAUGUUGUGGCUGUUGCAAACUACAUGGGUGAAGAACCAGAAAAGUAUGUGCUUCAUUACUAUAAAGUUGAAACCUAUCUGCGGAUUUAUGAGAACAUGUUGACUCCAAUCAAUGGUAGACAAAUGUGGCCAACAACUCAAUAUGGUAAAGUGAUACCACCUGAUGUGAAGAAAAGAGCUGUGAGGCCAAGACUGAAUAAGAGAAAGGACACAGAUGUCCCAAUUGAUGCAACUAAUUCAAGUAAGCUGGGAAGGAGGGGAACUUAG
Camellia sinensis is the source of this 375-nucleotide messenger RNA. NCBI's taxonomy places the organism in Eukaryota, Viridiplantae, Streptophyta, Magnoliopsida, Ericales, Theaceae. The record is from RefSeq and is a predicted model, not a curated record.